AUGGGUUCGCUCGCCCAGGCUCAAGCCGAUGGCGUCGUCAUCGGCCUCAAAGGCCUCUCGGGCAUCCAUCCUCGUCGUGAAAUCGAUGAUCUCGUCGUGAACGAGCCCGACAUGUUCAAUCUGUUCAUCCUUGCUCUUGAAAGCCUCCAGAAGGACGAAGGAGCCCAUCAGAACAAGAUGGGUUACUUCCAAAUUGCCGGCAUCCACGGUCUCCCCAAGCGCGACUGGGAUGGCGUUCAAGGCGAAAAGCCCGGCCAAGGCGGCUACUGCACGCACAACUCCAUCCUCUUCCCAACCUGGCACCGGCCAUACUUGGCCAUCCAAACCCCAUCUAACAACCCAAAAAACAAACAGCAAACCAUCUACGCGACCAUGGAACACAUCGCCUCGCAAUUCACCGACCCCAAAUACCGCGACGCGGCCCGCCGCUUCCGGCUCCCCUACUGGGACUACCUGCACGCGCGCGCCGCGCGCACGACGACCUUCCCGGGCGUCUUCGCCGGGCGCAAGACGUCCUUCGGCUAUGACUUCGGGCUGCCGCUGGCGCUGCGGGAAGCCAAGCUGAUGGUGCACCGGCCCGCGGGCGUCGACGCCGCGAGCGAGGCGCGGCUGGUGGCCAUCGACAACCCGCUGCGCAGCUUCGCGUUCCCGCAGACCAACGGCGUCGCGGCCGACGAGUGGCAGGUGCUCGAGCAGCAGGUGCAGGCCGAGGGGGGCGGGUUUUACCUGUCGCAGCGGCGCACGGCGAGGCAUCCGCGCAGCGGGCCGACGGGUGGGGACGACGACUUUGCGGACCUGGAUGCGGCGCUGAAUAAGGAUCGCGAGCCCGAGGUGCAGACGCUGCUGGAUCUGAUCGAGUUGGCGCCGUAUGCGGACUUUGGGAACUUUGCGACGGCGGUGCCGAGCGGCAAGGGAGGGGCUGGCGCGCCGAAUGGGUCGUUGGAGAGCUUUCAUGGGGCGUAUCACGUCUUGAUUGGCGGCGCUGGGCACAUGUCGAGAGUACCGAUUGCGGCGUUUGACCCGAUAUUCUGGUUCCAUCACUGCAACAUCGACCGCAUCCUCGCCGUCUGGCAGUCCCUCCACGACGACUUCACGCCCUCCUCCGGCACGCCCAACGCGUCGUCCAACCUCUACCCCUUCCGCAAAGACAGUUCCGGCUCCUCCUUCUGGACCUCGACCGACUCCCGCGACGUCACCACCUUCGGCUACACGUACGCCGACAUCGCGGGCGCCACCGACCGCCAGGCCGUGCUCGCCCGCUUCGACGCCUGCUACCGGUGGUCGCUGCAGCGGCAGUCGCGCCAGGGAGGGGCGCAAAACCCCGCGCCGCCCGCCGAGAUGCAGCCCGUCGACGUGCGCGGCGCCCAGUGCUUCCGGUACACGGCCGCGGCGACGGUGGGCGCCGCGGUGCAGGCCCCCAUGCAGGCGCUGAGUCUCGUGCAGCAGAAGGUGUUGGAGGUCAAGGACCAGGCGGUCAAUGCGAUUAGCGGCGCGGCGAGGCCGGCGGCGGCGGCGACGGCGAGUGCAGGGCAAGAGGCCGGGACGGAGGGCGGCGCGGUGCAGGUGCAGCCGUCGUUCCGGCGGGGGGACGAGAUACUGGCGGAGGAGCCGGCGGGGAGCAGGCUGGUGUUGCAGUGGUAUAUCGAUUCCGAGGUGAACAAAGACGCCCUCGACGGCGCCUUCACGCUCUACUUCUUCAUCGGCCCCACGGCCGCGGCCGACACGUCCGAGGCGGGCGACGGGCCGGCGACGUGGCAGGCGGAGCCCACGCUGGCGGGCAUGACGCACGUCUUCGCCGCGCCGCGCGCCGCGUGCGACAACUGCGCGCUGCAGAGCGACGAGGGCCUGCGCGUGACGGGCACCACGGCCGUCACGCCCAUCCUGCUCGACUACGUCGAGGACGGCCGGGCGGGGCUGGGGAGCCUCGCGCCCGACGACGUGGUGCCGUUUUUGCGGCGCGCGCUGGUGUGGAGGGUUGCGGAUGUCAACCAACGCGUGACGAACCCGGCGGAGCUGGCUGGCGGCUUGACCAUCAGCGUCAGCGCCACCAUCUCCGUGCUGCGUCCCGACCAGCCCAUCCCGGAGUUCCGCGAGCCGCUCUUCUUCCCCGAGGUCAUGGAUGGUCGUCCCGCGACGGGCGAUCCGGUUGCUGCUUGA
Messenger RNA from Diplodia corticola, 2157 nucleotides. Its product is annotated as tyrosinase. The coding region runs from base 1 to 2157 and encodes 718 amino acids. The record is from RefSeq and is a predicted model, not a curated record. Gene Ontology annotation, molecular function: oxidoreductase activity. NCBI's taxonomy places the organism in Eukaryota, Fungi, Ascomycota, Dothideomycetes, Botryosphaeriales, Botryosphaeriaceae. The transcript has 7 exons.